ACCACACCGCCAUUGAUUUCAUCACCAUCCCAUCGUUAUCGAUUUCAGAUAGGGAACAAGAUCAGAUUUACAGUCACAGACGUACUCCAAUCUACUCAUCUCAUUCGAUUUCCGAUUCUUCAUUGCGUGUUUCCGACGAUAAGCAGCUGUUUUCAUGCUCGCCGGAGCUUUUUGUUACAUGAUUUCCGGUAAUUGAGAUAAUCAUUAAUAAUCAUGAAGAAAUUGAGGAGUUAUUACAUGCAUUUCAGACAUCCACAUACAAUGGAGCGAAAAUGGAUCUAUCCUUUGGCUGUUGGUUCAAUCGUUUCGCUUUUUCUUCUGUUUUUAGCAACCCUAACUUCACCUGACGGCACCCCUCUCCUCCCACUUUAUCGUUACUACGCCGGCGCUCCGGCGUCUGUGUUUGUUGAACACAAGCUUCGUGCCAUUCCUGUUUCUACUGUCCCUCCUCCGCCUCGCUUUGCGUAUCUAAUUUCUGGUUCCAAACGCGAUGGUGACAUGCUAAAACGGACUCUUCUCGCGCUUUACCAUCCAAAUAACAGAUAUGUUGUUCACUUAGAUGCCGAAUCGUCACCUGAGGAGCGGCUUCAGUUGAAUCAGUUUGUGAAAAACCAUCCAGUUUUCGUGAAAUUUGGGAAUGUGGUGAUGAUCACAAAGGCCAAUCUGGUGACGUACCGUGGGCCGACUAUGGUGGCGAAUACACUUCACGCUGCCGCGAUCUUGUUGAGAGAAGGUGGACACUGGGACUGGUUUAUCAAUCUCAGUGCAUCUGAUUAUCCGCUUGUUACGCAAGAUGAUCUGCUUCAUACGUUCUCUUACCUACCGAGGGAUCUUAAUUUUCUUGAUCAUACAAGUAAAAUUGGAUGGAAAGAGAGUCAAAGGGCAAAGCCUGUUAUAGUUGAUCCGGGGUUGUAUAUGACAAAGAAAGCUGAUGUUUUUUGGAUCACACAGAGAAGAAGUGUACCUACUGCAUUCAAAUUGUUUACAGGAUCUGCUUGGAUGGUCCUAUCUCGCCCUUUCAUCGACUUCUGUAUCUGGGGUUGGGACAACUUGCCCCGAACCGUCCUUAUGUACUACGCAAAUUUCAUCUCGUCUCCCGAAGGCUAUUUUCACACCGUUAUAUGCAACACACAAGAGUUCCGCAACACCACCGUCAACAGCGAUCUCCAUUUCAUAUCAUGGGACAACCCACCGAGACAGCAUCCGCACUACCUCACCACGGAUCACAUGCAGAAAAUGAUUGAAAGCAAUGCCCCUUUCGCACGGAAAUUCCAUCGAGACGAUCCCGUGCUCGACAGGAUCGACUCCGAAUUACUUUCCCGUGGCCAGGAAAUGAUCGUUCCUGGCGGCUGGUGCAUCGGAAGCCGUGAGAAUGGGUCGGACCCGUGUUCUGUAGCUGGAAACAUCACGCUCCUAAGGCCCACUUCUGGCGCUAAAAGGCUCGGGAAUCUCGUGACCUCCCUAUUGUCGAGUCGGAGUUUCAGAUCGAAGCAGUGCACAUAGGAAGAAAUUGUAAAUAAUGAUCGUCUGUAAUUAGUUUAAUUGAUUAUACCGGGAAAAGAUGUGGUUACAGAAGUCGAAAAAUGGGAACCCGAGCUCCCUCGGGUUUCCGUUUUUCAGAAUCGGGGAUCAUCGGAGACGUUGGAUUCGGUAGAAAGCAGAUAAUUAGAUGAAAUUUGAAAGAGGAACCAUAUAAUGUGGAUUUUCGUUUUACACCAUUUUAGGAACAAAAGUUUUUUGAUGCAUUUGGUUGAUGUUAGAAGAAAGGGUAAAAGUGUAAUUGUAACCAAAGGAAAGGAUGGUGAUAGUACAUUUGAGGUG
Molecule: messenger RNA, 1821 nt
Organism: Cynara cardunculus var. scolymus (artichoke)
Lineage: Eukaryota; Viridiplantae; Streptophyta; Magnoliopsida; Asterales; Asteraceae
Product: beta-glucuronosyltransferase GlcAT14B-like
Exons: 4
Coding region: 214-1503 (429 amino acids)
Cellular component (GO): membrane
Molecular function (GO): glucuronosyltransferase activity
Source: RefSeq, a predicted model, not a curated record